Messenger RNA from Penicilliopsis zonata CBS 506.65, 1779 nucleotides. RefSeq lists its product as hypothetical. The record is from RefSeq and is a predicted model, not a curated record. Gene Ontology annotation, molecular function: protein serine/threonine kinase activity; ATP binding. The transcript is spliced from 4 exons. The coding region runs from base 276 to 1517 and encodes 413 amino acids. Gene Ontology annotation, biological process: autophagy; peptidyl-serine phosphorylation. Gene Ontology annotation, cellular component: cytoplasm. NCBI's taxonomy places the organism in Eukaryota, Fungi, Ascomycota, Eurotiomycetes, Eurotiales, Aspergillaceae.
AACCCCCAAUGGAGAAAUCACCUUGCAUUCGUGCUGAGACGGCUGGUCGCCCCUCAGACCGAGGCAGAUCGGUCGCUGUGCAACAAGAACCGCCGAUAUCUCCAAGUGUGGGCAUUUAUCGACCAGACAGGUGCGGUGGGACAGCGACAUCGCUGAGAGAACGAUAUACCCCGAACCCGAAUCCCCCGACGGAGCACAAACGAUUAUACGUCGGGAUCGCUGGGAGGAGGCAAUGAGAAAGAUUUGCACAACCAUGGACAGGAAGUUGGAAGUUUAUGGGUAUAUCGGGCGAGGAAGUGAGUAUUGUUCCAUUCAUAUAUACCGUCACUAGGUUUGCUUUUUUUUUCUUUAUGUUGAUUGUGAAAUUUGCUGACGAGAUUGACUGUCUAGCCUAUGGUACGAUUUUGGUGGCUCGAGAGUCAGAGCCCGAGGACCCGGAGAACCCAAGGCAUUAUGCGAUCAAAAUCCAUCAUCACAAGUCGCUGGAAUGGGCCAAUAUCCAAGGCCACUCGCCAACUAUGGGCCUAUGGAAGGAUGAUAUGUACAUCCCCAUGGAGGCCAUGGGGUUGGCCCUCGUCUGGAAUAGCGAUGUUUUCCCCUCGUUCGACUCGGUGUACACGCAUAAUGAUUGGCAUAUGACAAUCAUGAGCGCAGCCCUCGACUAUGACCCUAUUCGUAAUACGAUCCCAGACGACGACGACGACGAAGAUUGUGCGGCUAUAAACCGCUUUCGUGCCUUCAUCGGCACGCGCUGCUUCGACAAGAAGGAUACGCUCCUCAACGAACAGCAGGCUUGCAAGGUGUCGUCGCAGAUGCUCCGAGGCCUGAGAGAACUGCUUGAUAUGAACAUUGUCCAUGGAGAUAUCUCUCUCAACAAUUUCGUGGUUGGUGAAGACUUUAGUACCAAGCUGCUCGAUCUCGGCCUCAUGUCUUUCGAUGUACAGCAGGACAAGCUGGUCUUUACCGACUGGGCGUGGGUUCCAUUCCAUGAGUAUCAUAUGUUGCCCGAAAUGGCUAUCGAAUUCAGCAAGCCGGAAAUCAUCGCUGCCUACAAGACAGAACGGCAGCAUAGGGUACAUGUCAAAAGCCACGGUUCCAUGAUGGAUCUGUGGAGAUCCUCUUGCAUUGCCUUCAUGCUGGCCCACGGCCAUGCCCCCUGGGAGAACCCUGAGUGGAACGCACAUCUCGCUAGAGUUUGGAGAACUCACGAGUCGACUGGACUGCAGGACGGCGAAAACUACCGUGAUUUUUGGAAUGCCCGCAUAGAAGAACGAAAUGCUCGCCGUGAUAGGAUUAUCAACGAAGAAUGCCCCAUGGCUGAACAUUUGUCGCAGGAUUGCAUUGACGCCUUCCGAGUGAUGCUCGCCCGCGACCCGUCGCAGAGACCAAAUGUCGCUGAGUUGGAGACAUUUCCUUGGUUCCAGAGCUCCUGGAUGGACCAAGACCUCGGGCGACGUGCGCACUUUGUUUCCCAUAUCAAGGUUGACUUUGAUGAAGGACAUGGUCCGAGUGCCUGAGUGAAAUGCAGAUCGCUGUUUAUUGCGAGCAGAUCCAGAAUCGCUAACUUGAUGAGAGAUAGAUCGAGACGGCAUCGACAGACAGGCCGAUGUUCCCCGCUCCAAACUACAGCUAAGAUGGUACAUUAGAAGGGUUUAUAGAAUUAAGCUGUAUGAUUGUUAUAAUUGUCGGGAUCUUGCUAGCACUGUCCGAGUUGAACAUACGUCAAUGAGAUACAAGCAAGGUGAGUUCCCCUAAAAAACGAAUCCAAAUCAAACUGGG